Molecule: messenger RNA, 384 nt
Organism: Seminavis robusta
Lineage: Eukaryota; Bacillariophyta; Bacillariophyceae; Naviculales; Naviculaceae
Source: the annotation of a GenBank genome assembly
AUGAAUGAAGAUCAUGACCCCAAUCCAAUAGGGGGGCAAGCCAUGAUUCAAACUCAGGCUGCUCAAGAGCAAACUGACUCUGAGGAGUAUACUUCCUAUCCAAUUGGCGCUCGUUUCUUCAAGCUAUUCCCAGGAGGUCAUGCAUUCCAGGGUGAAAUCAUGUCUUUUGAUGGUUCAAAGUACACAGUGUGGUAUGAAGAUGGUGACGAGGAACACCUUGGGCCAGAAGAACUUGAGGAGGUCUAUUUCAUUCUUCCAGAAGACCACCCAGAUGAAAGCGACAGAGGAGACCAGGCAAGUACAGAAGAUUGCAGUGGGAGCAAUGGUGACAAUGCAGGCGAUGGUGAGGAGGAGGACGUUGAUCGGAAGAUGCCAGCACGUUAG